Cajanus cajan (pigeon pea) is the source of this 1778-nucleotide messenger RNA. RefSeq names its product Oxidoreductase family protein. Gene Ontology annotation, molecular function: nucleotide binding. The record is from RefSeq and is a predicted model, not a curated record. NCBI's taxonomy places the organism in Eukaryota, Viridiplantae, Streptophyta, Magnoliopsida, Fabales, Fabaceae.
UGAAAAAAAAAAAGAUGUGAACUGACAUGGCUGAUUUUGUCGGAUAGGGAACAAUGAAUGGAUGAAAUAUCCUCUAUGACUCCAAUUACAUGAUUUUUGACAAACCAAAGCAAACCCAAAAGUUGAAGAGGUGUUGUUAGAUUAGAUUAGAAGAUUCAGCAUUCAGAAUCCAUGGCAGGUGCUAUUGUAAAGUACGGAAUCAUAGGAGUUGGAAUGAUGGGUAGAGAGCAUCUACUGAAUUUGUACCAUCUUCGCACCGAAGGUGUGGCGGUAGUGGCUAUUGCUGACCCUCAUCUUCCCUCUCAACAACUCGCCCUUGACUUAGCACACUCCUUUAGUUGGCCUCUCAAGGUUUUCUCAGGUCACCAGGAGCUGUUGGACAGUGGACUAUGUGAUGUUUUGGUGGUAUCCACUCCUAACAUGACCCAUCAUAGGAUUCUUAUGGAUAUAAUCAAUCAUUCCAAACCCCAUCAUGUACUGGUAGAAAAGCCCUUGUGCACCACAGUUUCUCACUGCAAAGAGGUUGUUCAUGCUGCCAGAAAGAGACCAGAUAUAUUGGUGCAAGUUGGACUGGAAUAUAGAUACAUGCCACCUGUUGCAAAGUUGAUAGAAAUAGUUAAGGGAGGAAACCUUGGACGUGUCAGGAUGGUAGCAAUUCGUGAGCAUCGGUUUCCUUUUUUGGUUAAGGUGAACAAUUGGAAUCGGUUCAAUAUUAACUCAGGGGGCACUCUGGUAGAGAAGUGUUGCCACUUCUUUGAUCUAAUGAGGCUGUUUGUUGGUGCAAAUCCUGUUCGUGUGAUGGCUUCUGGAGCUAUUGAUGUUAAUCACAAGGAUGAAAUAUAUGAUGGAAAGGUGCCAGAUAUCAUUGACAAUGCAUAUGUUAUAGUUGAAUUUGACAAUGGUUCUCGAGGAAUGCUUGACCUUUGUAUGUUUGCCGAGGGGAGUAAAAAUGAGCAAGAAAUAUCUGUUGUUGGUGAUAUUGGGAAGGGAGAAGCCUUUGUUCCUGAGAGUGUUGUGCGGUUUGGUGCACGAGAAGCGGGGCGAGAUGGUGUCCAGACUUUGAAAGCUGAGGAUCCCAGGAUAAAAUAUGAUGGGCUACAUCAUGGGUCUAGCUAUCUGGAACACCUUAACUUCUUGUCUGCAAUCAGAGCUAAAGGAGAAAAGGCUCCUAGUGUAGAUCUCCAAGAUGGAUUAAUAUCUGUUGCUAUUGGAGUUGCAGCACAGCUCUCUAUAGAAAAUGGUCGAUUUGUUACUAUUGAAGAAGUUAUGGAUGGACUCAAAAGUUGAGUGUUCCAACUUAGAAGUGAAAGUAGUGAUUGUCUCUUUUGUUGUGUGUUCUUUGACAUAGAAUCUGUUUCGAUACAAGUUAAAAUCGUUUUUGAAAGUUUCUUUACUGAAAAUAAAGAGUGUUUUUAUGUAAAAAAAUUCUCAAAAGCGCUUUAAGCUUGUAUCUGAGCAGGCUCAUGGGGGAUGCCAUACCUUCUUUUCUACCUCAUUAAAGGUGCUAAAUGAUUUGUGAAACUUCACAUUUCUUCCACCUAAACUUUAGUCAACUGGUAACUUUAGCUCCUAUGUUUUCUGCUACUCAUUUUCUGUAAACUGAAACAGUGGAAAGUAAGAAGUCAGCUGAAAGUUUUAGCCAAAUAAACAACAUGCAGGAAUCUUUUCUUAUGAAGAUGUGAUAUGCAUAAGCAUGUGUAGCCCGUUACUGUGUUGUUUUAGCCAAAUAAACAAGCUAGAAUUUUUCAGCAAAGUAAGUUAAAUCCAUUCUUUUGUAA